CAGUGCCCAUAUGGGAUGAUGGCACUGCAGGCAGCUGAUUAGCAUGCAUUGCUCUGUGUGGCCCAUGCUGAAAACAUACUUAGAGAACUGUUAUUAACAGUAAAUUUGUAAUAAACUUUCUGAGGUUUUUCAUGAACUUUUUGAAGUUCAUACAUAUGUUUACUUACUGUCUCUUGUAUGCCUCUGUGUGAUCAACUUUCACUCUGCUUAGAAGAUACUGGUUGCUUUAUUAUUUUGAAGGAAAAAAAAGUAUCAUAUAAGUAUACUUGGAAUAAAAAGGUAUCAACAAAACUAUUCUCAAGUGCAAUUUAUAUAUUGUAAGCUCUUUUUCUUUUUCAUAGACCAUGAUAUUGAAACCUAGUUCAAAGCAAAUAUGGAGGAAAUCUGUUCACCAUUAAUGCCAUAGUUUCCUUUACCAAAUAUUAAAAAAAAUGCCUUGCCUCACCACUUGGUACCAGAUUUGUACUGAGGAUUGGACACUGAGCAACAGCAAGGACACUGCUCAAGGCCAGCACACAGCCUGGCAGGGGGUGCAGUGAAGAUACAGACAACAGACAAUUAACCAGACACAGCCCAUAGGGUGGCACUUUAUUUCCGCAUUCUUCUCCCUCUCUCCAUUGCCUUAAGGUCAUACCUGUGACCUUGUUACUCAUCAUUUUGACUUGGGUUAAACUUCAAGGCACUAUUCCCCUCUACAAAGAAGUAUUUAAGGGCUUUAUUCUAGUACAAGAGUGACAAGAUGGUGAGACUACUGGGAAGAUCCAGUUUCUCACAGUUAAAAGGGAAUUAAACGGGCUUCACUUAUGAAAUUGUGAAGGCAAGAAUCCAUUCAGUCACUUGGCAAGCAUAAAUUGAGUGCUGCAUCAGUAAGGAUUCUGUUAUGUUCUAGGAUUUAAAACUCCUACAUGCAUGUCUCGCAUAUCUCAUAGCCUAGGUGAAGAGUCAAAGAACAAAUCUUACCAAUAAUAUGAUAGUAAAAGCUUAUAUAAAGUCCAAGAAGUGUACCACCGAAACAGUAUAUAAAGUCUGUCUUGCCUAGAGGGAAGACUUACACAAAGUAGAUGCAAAUUGAGUCCUGAAAGUGAGUGGGAGUGGGGGAAGGUGUUUAGCCUAGCAGUUGAGCACUGAUUGAGACACCCAUGAAUCAGGCUUUGGGUUCCAACAUCUGGCUCUGCUCCUGCCUCCAGCUUCCCACUGCUGCAGACUCUGCUUGGCAACAGUGACGCCUCCAGGAACUGGGUUCCCGCUGCUCUCAUGAGAAACCUGCAUUUAUUUGGGGGCGGGGGGGGGAUGGGGAGAAGAGGCAGUUGAAUUUGGUUUCAGCUAAGAGCCUUUGCAAGCUUUGUCAUGGUAAACUGAUAAGAGAAUUUUCUUUUUCUUCCUCUGAAAAGAAAUAAUUUUAAAAAUUAUAAUAAAUGAAGGUAACUGAAAGUUCCUCAUGCUUUCAUUACUUAUCAAUGGCGACCAUGUAGCUUGUAUGUGCCAGCCUACUCAGUGAGGUCCCUGCCCUCUCUUCAGAGGGGAAACAGACUUGCAGAUAGACAAAGAAAUAUUAGAGGUUGGUACAUGUUAUGCCAGAAAGGAAUGUGGGUUAAGGAAAAAUGGUUGCUGUUUUAAACAAAAUGCUCAAGGAACGCCCUCCUUGAUUAGAGAAUAUUUGAGUGUAAUCCUGAAUGAUAAAGAAUAAUGAGAUGAAGAAGCAGAGAGAAGCCAUCCCAGACAGAAUGCGUAAAAAUUUGCCAUCUCCAGGACAUGAAGCAAGAUGGGCUGAGGGUGGAUGAAGCUGAAGAGAAGGAAGAAGCCAAAAGGUAAAAAGCGGCAGGUCCCAUGCCCAGGCAUUUGAAUGCCCGCAUUGCUGGUUGAGAGACCAGAGUUUACAUUUUGAAGAUAUUUUUAAGAUAAAACUAGUGUGCUGAGAUUUUUCUUUGCUUGCAUUGUGUUUAGCUUUUUGGAAGUUUUACCUUCAGCAGCAUCAUGCAAGAUGAACUUAAAGGAGUAGUACAGUCAGUUAUGAGGUUGCUGGGAUACAGGGCAUCCGAGAAGUUACAGGGCCUAAAUCAAAACAGUGAAUGAGGUUAGGGAGGAGACGGUAGGAUUUGUACGUCUUAGGAGGCCCAGUGUGUAAGAUCCCAUCCAAUGCCCUCUGUAGGAUGGGGGCAGUCGAAAACAGCCCUACAGUUUAAGCCUGGGUGACUAGGUGGACCAUGAUACUGUAGGCUCCCAGAGGAGAGGCAGGUUUAGAAAGAAGCACAGAAAAUAAUUCUAGUUCAUGGCUAUGGAAAAUACAGAGAAGGAAAUUAAAAGUCAGAGCUGAUAUGCCAGCUGCAUUAGCUAACAAGAAAGAGUAAGGUGAGGGGUGAACAUUAUCACGUAUUGCGUUGAAGUUCCUUAAGUUGAAGAUCUUUAAAAGGACACUGGAUUUGCCCAUCAGAAGGUUUACCAGUGAGUUCAAGCAUGGGUUCAGUAGAUUUGGCUGGAGCCAGAGCCAUCUGGUAGCUGAGCUAAAGGAUGAAAGGCUAAAACGGUGGGAUUGCCCAGCGAAGGCCAGGUGUUCCUCCCCCAUUAUAAGCUUUGAACCCAAGGUCAGUCUAGUCCUCUCUUCCCCCUCCCUUCUUCCCUGUCCUUGCUCAGAGCGUGUGACUGGAAGCUGAGUUGGAGCCAUGAAAGGGGCGUUUGGACAAAAUAAGAUCCAAGAGUCCCAAGUGGGAGAGUUGCUGUGGGUGGUGGGGUCUCAUGGCUCUUGGUGAGUCAGCCGCCGCUGAUAGGGACAGCAGUUGAGGCUGGACUGGCACCCUGCCUCCAGAGGAACAGCUGACACUCAUAGUUGUCUGUUGGGUGAGGAAUGUCUGGACCAGAAAGCUGUGGCAGGACAGGUGGCCGACGACUGAUGGGGAAUAGAGCGAGGUCAGAAGCUGCCUGCAGAAGCAGUGGAAGAUCGCAGGUUGGUAAGUUGGUAUUUACUAGAAAGGCAGACAUGCCUAGGUUUCUCUGGACACAGAGAAUAAACCUGUAUGGAGACUGCUGGCCGAACUGAGGAGCAGCCCCAGCAUUCAGUGGCAUACAGGUGUGUAGUGUCUGUGAAGGCAGAGUGUAUGGCUCGGGGGGGCCAUGAGUUCCCCAAGGACUGCGAGUGAACACCCAAAUGAAAACCAGAGUUCUAUUCAGGCAGAGGAUGGGGGAAAUGACCAAGGGACUCCUGAUAACUUAGAAGUGCAGUGCCCAAGAGGCAGGCUUUGUUGCGGCUGGGUUUUGCCAGGGCUGCCCACCUCCACCCAAGCACACCUAUGCCCUGUUCUUUGGCCGGCAACGCUGUCUCCGCCCGCUGGGGGGCGGGGCUGGAGGGCGAGACUGGUGGCUCGAGAGCCAUCAGUUCCUACCAGACUCCGCUGGAGUGCCAUCCUGCCCAUGGCUGGACACAGGCCCUCAAACUUGUGCCCCCUCCUGGGCAUUAGCGGGGACAGCCCCGGAGGGCCAGUGCCUGUGCGACUUGACACUCCGACCUGGGUGGGCACCCAGUCGUGCCCUGGCAGCCUGGUGAUCUGGCCAGAGGUCGUGCCGACAAUUGGGCCAGGAAUCUGCCCAGGCCCUAAGGUUUGGGGAGUGCCGCUGGGCCACCCAUCCUACGAAUUAUGGGGCCAGGUGGCUCACUCCAGGCUUGGAGCUGGUGAGGCAGGGACCCACUUUUGGAGCUCCCCAGAGGGCACCUGCGCGGGACCCUACUUCGCCCUGCGGGUCAUCCCUAACUUGGCGCUGCCAGAGGACAUCUCAGCCAUUGAGAAAGAGGUGAAGCAGCUGGCCAACGAGCUGAGGGAGAAGAGACUGACCCUGGGCUAUUCGCAGGCCGACGUGGGGUUGGCCGUGGGAGCGCUGUGUGGGAAGGUGCUCAGCCAGACCACCAUCUGCCGCUUCGAGGCUCAGCAGCUGAGCCUCGCCAACAUGUGGAAGCUGCAACCACUGCUGAAAAUGUGGCUGCAGGAGGUGGAUGAGAAGAACCUUCUCGGCUUAUGCAAAAUGGAGAUGAUCCUGCAGCAGAGCCGGAAGCGGAGAUGUGUCAGCAGGGAGAAACGGAUCAGAAACCACCUGGAGAGAUUCUUCCUGCAGUGCCCCAAGCCCACGGCCCAGCAGAUCAGCCGCCUCGCAGGCCACCUUCGGCUGCAGCAGGACGUGGUCCGGGUGUGGUUCCUUAAUCGGAGCAGGAUGAGCAGUGGGCCCAGCAGCGAGGCCUUGGCUCAGGAGGCUGUGGUGGCCGCCAGGCCUCCUUUCCCAGUCCCUCCCGUGGGCUUCCCGCUGUGCCCUGGGCUCCAUUUUGAGCUCCCUCUCUCUGGGGGGUGCUGUUUGACACCUCUCUACUCCCCUGGCCCUGUGCCCACGGGGAUGGCUCUCCUGCCGGCCCCCAUCGCCACCGUGGGCCUUCCCAGACUUUCCAACUAAGGAGCUGCCUCUCCAGGAAGGUCAGGGACACCGCACUGGGCAGCUGACUCUCGUUUCAGCAUUAAGUUCACGAGUACAAGUUAGGAGAGCUUGGUGGGGAUGAGGAUGGGAGUUUAAGAACAGGGAGGAGGGAAGUUGGAGCUGUUGCUUUGUGCUUCUCCCUAGCAUUGCUUGUAAAGUAUAGUCACCGUGUAUAGCUAAAUGGUUCUACUAUUUUGUUUCUCUUUGUUGUUGUUAAUUGAAGAUUCAUUAUGUCUAUUAUUCUUUGUGGUUAGCAGUGAACAAUAGGGUGUUUUUUUUUCUUUAUGAACAAAAUAUAAAAUGAAAAACUCAA
Ochotona curzoniae (black-lipped pika) is the source of this 4765-nucleotide messenger RNA. It is a transcript of the gene POU5F2, whose product is annotated as POU domain class 5, transcription factor 2. Bases 3109 to 4431 code for a protein of 440 amino acids. The record is from RefSeq and is a predicted model, not a curated record. Gene Ontology annotation, biological process: regulation of transcription by RNA polymerase II. Lineage: Eukaryota; Metazoa; Chordata; Mammalia; Lagomorpha; Ochotonidae. The transcript has a single exon. Gene Ontology annotation, molecular function: DNA-binding transcription factor activity, RNA polymerase II-specific; RNA polymerase II cis-regulatory region sequence-specific DNA binding.